This is a messenger RNA of Pyrus x bretschneideri (Chinese white pear), 1163 nucleotides long. RefSeq names its product elongation factor P. The record is from RefSeq and is a predicted model, not a curated record. Gene Ontology annotation, cellular component: cytoplasm. Gene Ontology annotation, biological process: translational elongation; peptide biosynthetic process. Gene Ontology annotation, molecular function: translation elongation factor activity. NCBI's taxonomy places the organism in Eukaryota, Viridiplantae, Streptophyta, Magnoliopsida, Rosales, Rosaceae.
AUUUUCCUAUAAAUAACCGUUCACUUUCAGCGUGGGUUUUCUGCCGCGUAGCAUAAACUCUCACUCUCUCAAAUUUCCCAAUUUUUUCUAGCAGAAAAGCAAAAAUUAAAAAAAUGCAGGCACUGGCAAAGCUGUGCAAGAAUCUCCCUCGCCCUCUCUUUCUCCUCGCUCCGAGAACCUUAACCACCUUAUCUUCUUCUUCUUCUUCUUCUUCUAUAUCGCACUCACUAACCUCACCGGGCUGUGAUUCCACCAUCACCCACAGCACCAACACGUGUUUCACCGGAAGAACUCUGCUUCGCUCUCCUUGGUCCGCCAUUCAACAACGCGGAGCCGUCGUCCACGGCGGCGAUGUAAAACCUGGAAAUGUCAUUGCAAGGAAUGAUCGCAUUUACCAGGUGUUAAAGGCGGAUCAUUCACAUGAAGGAAGAGGAAAAGCGGUUGUUAAGGUGGAGGUUCGUGAUGUUGACUCGGGGAACAAGACAUCCUUACGAUUGUUGACGGAUGAGCAAAUUGAUAAAGUAUUUGUUGAAUCAAAAACUUACAUUUACAUGUGCACAGAUCGUGAUGGCAUUGUAGUAUUGAUAGACCCUGAUACACUUGAUCAACUCGAUGUGCCUGAGGACUUGUUUGGAAAGAAGGCUAAAUACCUACAAGAGGAAAUGAAAGUGACAGUGGAGCUGUAUAAUGAUAAACCUUUAUCCGUUAAAGUUCCAAAACACGUGACAUGCGUUGUCAAGGAAGCACAAAAUCCUGUGAGGGGGACUGCACAAGCACCUAAGGAAAUAUUAGCUGUGAUGGAAAACGGCUUCACUGUCAAAGUACCACCUCACAUUGUAGAAGGUGAAGCUGUGGUGGUUGACACCGAUGACGACUCUUAUGUUAAAAGGGCCAAGCCAUAAUGCUUAAUAGCAUUGCUUCAAUUGGAUGGAGAGGUGGAAAUUCUAUUGGCCACUGUUUAAGAUGAGUUGCUCAGCUUCAUGAUAAUUUUUACCAUCUUGAUGUAGCUGAUUCAAAGUGAUGUACAUUUACUCGUACAACAUAGUUUGGCAGCGGAAAUGAUACCGCUUUUUCAGCGGGAUGAUAGUUUUGCUCAUUGACUUGAUGAACAAUGUUUCUUGGUGCAGUUUAGUUUAUAAAAAAAGGAAAAAAGUUUCACAUUA